Molecule: messenger RNA, 1122 nt
Organism: Aspergillus sclerotioniger CBS 115572
Lineage: Eukaryota; Fungi; Ascomycota; Eurotiomycetes; Eurotiales; Aspergillaceae
Product: phosphatidate cytidylyltransferase
Exons: 2
Coding region: 37-1062 (341 amino acids)
Biological process (GO): cardiolipin biosynthetic process; CDP-diacylglycerol biosynthetic process
Cellular component (GO): mitochondrion
Molecular function (GO): phosphatidate cytidylyltransferase activity
Source: RefSeq, a predicted model, not a curated record
CCACCAAUCCAUCAAUUUACAUCCAUCCCAUUCACCAUGCUCCGAGCCAUACACAACCCCCUAACCUCCAGACCAAUAAUCAUCCCAUCCCUCCAUCCACCCCCAAUCCCCAUAACCCCAAUAACCCACCAAAAGAAACCCAUCACCACCCACUCCCACCCCAAAUACAAUCCCCAAUCCCUCAAACCCACCCUCCAAAAAAUCCUCUCCCAUUUCCCCACCCCCAUCGACUACGCCAUUGCCUACGGCUCCAACAUCUUCCCUCAAUCCCAAUCCCAAUCCCCUCAUACCAGCAACAUCCCCAAAAUGACCGACCUGAUCAUCUCCGUCCCCAGCACCCAAACCUUCCACACCCACAACCUAUCCACCAACCCAACGCACUACCCACCGCUUAUCUCAACUCUCGGGCCCACCCUCAUCUCAAAACUCAACGAUACCCUUGGGGCAGGAAUAUCCUACACCCCGUAUAUCACCAUAAACAAUACAUCUCUAAAAUACGGUAUCAUCAACACUCCAUCCCUAAUCCAUGACCUACUGCAUUGGGAGAGUAUGUAUCUCGCGGGCCGGUUCCAUAAACCUAUUCUUGUGAUCAAGGAUCAUGAGGGGGUGGAGGAGGCCAGGAAGAGGAAUUUGGAAAGUGCAGUGAAAGUGGCGUUGUUGAUUUUACCCGGGACGUUCACGGAGAGGAUGUUCUAUGGGGUGGUUGUUGGGUUGAGUUAUUCUGGGGAUGUGAGGAUUGUGCUUGGAGGGGAGGGGAGGGGCAAGGUUGAUGGGAUUGAUAUGUGUCCUAGGGUUAGGGCGGAGUUGGUGAGGGGGUUGCCCCGGGGGUUGAGGAGGAGCGUUUAUGCUAGGUUUAGCGGUGGGGAUGAGGAUGAGGAUGGGAUGGCGAGGAGGGUUGUCCUGGAUCCGAGGUCGAAGGAGAUUGUGGAGCGGGCGGUGGUGGAGACGGUUCGAUGGCCGAGUCUUGUGCAGAGUUUGAAGAGUAUUGUUACUGCUGGGGUGGGGAGGAGUUGGAGGUAUGCGAUGGAGAAGAGGAGGAAGGCCAGGGGUGGGGAGAUUUGAGAGGGGAUGUGGUUAGGGUUGAGAAAGAUGGAUGGAUGUACUCUACUCAUUGUAUACUAG